GUCAGGGUCGCCGCAUAUCGCCUCACAGUGCAUGCAUCCCUGCUUUGGUUGGGCUGCGAGGGACGAAGUACCUGCUACUUACGAAGUGCCUCCUUUCAGAGUCGAUUAUUUCCUUGGCAUAUCGGAAUCAAAAUGACCGACAUUGGUGUGAUCUUGGGUGCGACCUUCGUCAGCAUCGGUGCCCUCAUAACCUUGAUCGGCAUCUUCGUUUGCUUCAGAUCCGAGCCGCAUUACUACAACCCGGAAGACGUGGACGCCAUGAUCUUCGCCACGAUCUCCGACCGGGACUUCAACAAGCGGCACGGGAUCCAGAUCGGUGUGAAGAAUCUCCAUUCAAAUCAAAAUUCAGAAGACUCUCGCAUGGAGGAUGCCAUUCAACCAGCUUCAACAUUUAAUGUAUCAGAAGGACCUCUGUAUAGCAUGGCCUCGACUGAACGGUUCCUGAUUGUGGGUGGGAUCAACUCCAUUCAUGGAUGGCUGUGGGCUGACCUCAAAUCUGGACAGACUAAGCCCAAGAAGUCCUGGUCUAUCACACUGCCCACAAAAACGGAAUCGAUAGUGAAACCAGAAGUGAACUCCCUCUGCACUGAUGGUAAUGGGGAGGUUCUGUAUGCUGGCUGUGGGGACUCGCUCAUUUAUGCCUUUGACUUAUCCUCUGGAACUUUAAAGCAGAGCUAUGCAGGGCACAAGGAAUAUGUCCAUUGUCUUAGCGUCAGAGAUACACAGAUGGCAUCUGGGUCCCAAGAUGGUGAUGUCCUUCUUUGGGAUGUAAGAGAGAACUCUUGGCAUAAUUCCCUCCAUCCUCACGAGAAGGAGGGUGUUAACCGUUCAAAUUUAGGAAAAUGGAUUGGGUGUAUUGAUCUCAUGGAUGACUGGCUGGUAUGUGGUGGAGGGCCUGCUCUAUCUCUGUGGCAUCUUCGAUCUCUGGGCCUAUCCACAGUGUAUGAGGAACUGGACAGUCCAGUUCACCAGUGUUUGCUGGAAGGAGAGAAGGUCAUUGCAGCUGGUCAUAGUCCCAGGCUUAUCCAUUUCAACUUGAAUGGUGGGAUUGUACUCGAUAUCCCAUCUUCUUCCAAUUGCAUCUACAGUAUCGCUCAUGCCAAACAACCUCGUGAGGUGAUCAGCAUAGGAGGAACGAGUCCUCGGCUGGACUUCUGUUCCUGUUGCAAGUACAGGGAUUAUAUACUAUUCUUCUGUGAUUCAUCCUGA
Darwinula stevensoni is the source of this 1209-nucleotide messenger RNA. NCBI's taxonomy places the organism in Eukaryota, Metazoa, Arthropoda, Ostracoda, Podocopida, Darwinulidae. The record is from the annotation of a GenBank genome assembly.